This is a messenger RNA of Paralichthys olivaceus (Japanese flounder), 1254 nucleotides long. The record is from RefSeq and is a predicted model, not a curated record. Lineage: Eukaryota; Metazoa; Chordata; Actinopteri; Pleuronectiformes; Paralichthyidae.
CCCCACUCUGACCAGAACCCAAACCUCCCCUCCUCUCCUCCAGGACCUGUACUACCAGUCCUACGCUCAGGUUGGCGUCUUGUUCGCCUCCAUCGCCAACUUCAACGACUUCUACAUCGAGCUGGACGGAAACAACAUGGGAGUCGAGUGUCUGAGGCUCCUCAAUGAGAUCAUCGCUGACUUCGAUGAGCUGAUGGAUAAAGAGUGUUACAGGGACAUCGAGAAAAUCAAGACCAUCGGCAGCACGUACAUGGCUGCAGUCGGGCUGGUUCCUACGACUGCCUCCAAGGCAAAGAAGUCCAUCACCUCACAUUUAUGCACAGUGUCAGAUUUUGCCAUCGAGAUGUUUGACGUCCUGGACGCCAUCAACUACCAGUCUUACAACGACUUUGUCCUGAGAGUAGGUAUCAAUGUGGGUCCAGUGGUGGCAGGAGUGAUUGGAGCCAGGAGGCCUCAGUACGACAUCUGGGGGAACACGGUGAACGUGGCCAGCAGGAUGGACAGUACUGGAGUACAAGGAAAGAUACAGGUGACCGAAGACGUUUACCGCCUCAUCACUGACCACUACAACUUUGUCUGCCGCGGCCAGGUCAGUGUGAAGGGCAAAGGUCAGAUGCUCACUUACAUCCUGGAGGGGCGGCAACAAGGCAGCAGGCUUCCUCAGACCCAGCAGCAGCAGCAGCAGCAGCCCGGCAACCCGGAACGCCGGUCGAACGCGUUCGCCCACGGCAGCGUGUGCACCCGUCUGAGCCCCGCCCCCACCGUCACCACCUACGCCACCAUCAGGACCCCGAGCCCGAGCAUGGUCAAGCCGACCACCUCCACCAGCACCACCAGGUACCUGCCCUCUGUCCCCACGGCAAUGGUGUGACGGACCCUGUCUCCAUGGUGACAGUGGAAAACGAGAGAAUGAUGGCGUGGAGCAGCUUUUUUUGAAGAGAAGUCAUUUUUCGCUCUUCUUCUACGGAGGCUAACACACUGAUCAUCCAAUGGGAGGCCUGCGUUUAGGAUUGAUCACAGGCGUCCGGGACGGCCUCCAUCGGACUCCUGCCUCCGCGGGGCGUCAUGAACGGGCUCUGGGACGUUUUAGCCACGUUGCUCUGUAACCAAUCAAAGGCCAAGGAUGUCUCCAUGAUUUCAGAGUCGAUGCCGCGAAAACUGAAUCCACGAAAUAAAAUAAAAAACACACUGCAAUGCACCAUGGGUAGUGUAGCACACAAGCCUCAAACACAUCCAGAAGUUUCCGCCGACCGU